Molecule: messenger RNA, 2899 nt
Organism: Vitrella brassicaformis
Lineage: Eukaryota; Vitrellaceae
Source: the annotation of a GenBank genome assembly
CAAGAGCUGCGCAUCUAGCUGCCCGCCCAGCAUCAUGCUCCGGCAAACCGACAUUCGUCGCUUCCUGCGGCCUGCCCCGGCACCACACAAGGGAGAUCAAGAGCCUCAAGAGCGCCAUGAUGAGCAGCCGACAGGUGCAUAUGAUGAGAUGACGGCAACCACGGCACAGACGAGGUGUGAAAUGCGCUGAUGUGUUGUUGUCGUGCCGUGUGUGUGUGUCAGAUUUCAGCAGCCCGGAGCCUCAGGCCAUCGCCAACGCCAUUAUCACACAGCGACAGCUGGUGAGCCAAAGACGCUACGUGAAGCACACACACACAUGGAUGUGUCUGCUCGUUCGUCUGGUCAGGCCGCCCCGCCGCCCAAUGCGUCGCUGUGUGGUGUCCCGCCCGAGAAGCUGGCCCAUGUGUGUGACCACAUGCCAACACUGGAGGCCAUCCGCCUGGCUCUCCUCGACAAGACCAUGCAGGACACGUGCUGUUCGCCGUUCGUCAUCCGCCAUCUGAUCAUCACCCCCGCCACCCACAAGCUCUGGCGCAGAGCAUCGCGGGCCGUCCUGCGGCAGCUGCGGGGCCGGCUGACCCGCCUGCAGACGGCCGCCAUCGCCACAGACGAAGAGGUCUACUCGCGAGGGCCCGAUCAGGACCGGCCGGGCGAGGACACCGCCAGUGACGACGGCCAACAAGAGGACGAUGAGCUGAUGCAAGUGGUGGGCGGAGGGACGGAGGGACGCCGCCGCGCCCUCGGCCAUCGGUCGGUAUACGCCAAGAUGCUCGAGGGUUCGGCGGCAUCGCUCCGCAAGUGUCGACUGGAGGACAAGACGACCUCCAACUUGCCGGUCACCGCCAGCCCUCGGCCGCCGAGGGUCACCUUCGGCAAGCUUGAGGAGGUGGUCCUGUGCGACGCACUGUGGCAGGGCGUGGCCAAAUCGCGGCGAUGGUCCCUCCCCGCCCUCAAGACACUCGUCAGCAGCAGCCUUUUCAUUGCGCCCCAAAACCUCAUGAGCUGGAUCAAGGCAUCGCCCCACCUCAGCCACGUCCACGUGACGCCCAUCAGCCUUCCCCUCCUCACCUCAUCCCUGUCGGCCGCCCCCUCUUUGGUCAACCUGACCUCGCUGGGCUGCAUUCUUCUGAAGUGGACGGACGCCUCAUCAUGGGAGCCGCUGCUGAGUGUGCUGGAGGCCAAGUGGGCCAUGGGAGCCAACGGCCGCAUCCACACACUCGGCGUGUGCCUUGAGAUGGAUGACAUGGAGCCAGAUGGCAUCCUUACCAGCCUGCGAGCCCUCGCAGCGGCCAUCCAACGGCUGGCGGGUGUGGGAAUAUCGGCUGCGGACACUCAAGUGACGGCCAUUCCCAAGGUAGCACCGUGGAACGACCACAUUCUGUCGGACGGGGUCAACCCGCCGCACCAGCAGGUGGACAGCGUGGCGGUCCCGUCGUCUUCGAGUGCGGCAGCUGCGUGUGAGCCGUCUGUGGGCGGCGGGAGGAGGGCGCCCCUCUUCCCCAACAUGGUGCCCACUGAUGACCAUGACGACGAUAACGCGAGUGGCGAGAUGGCCGACGCGAAGCCCCCUCAGCGCCCUUUCCGGCUAUUCGUCAGGAUGCCCUCUGGAUUCGACGACAGGCUGCUGCGUCUCGGUCUGACGGCCUCCGACGUGCUGCCCAAGAAGAUCGUCCGCGAGAUGGCCCGAGUGGCCAAGUCCAUGAAGGUCAAGACGGUGUCGAGCACGGCACCGGCGGGCAGCUUCGAUGACUACGUGUUCGAGUCGCUGACCGAAUUGACCAUCCAAGAUUCCCUUCUCACCGACGGCGUGCUGCCGUCGCUCCCAGCCGCCCCAUGCAGCCGCUUCCCGCGACUGCAAUCCGUCACCUUCGUGCUCCCGUCCGUCCACUUGGUUCGAGAGGGCGGGGUGAGGGAGCUGUUCGAGCCAGUCAAGGGCCAGCUCAAAAAAAGAUCAUCGUCACGCUCACGGACACACCCAGCCGAUACGACACGACCUACGGCACGGGCCAGCCGCCGCCCCGUGAGGCCGCCCCCGCCCUCCUCGCACAGCUGGCACUCGAGUGUCUUGACACCAUCGGCCAUGUGAACGAGGUGGCGUUGGUCUUCGUGCCUGCACAGCUUGAUGAUAUCGAGGCUUUCCGGCCGCAGACAUGCCCCAUCAACCACCUCUUCACGACUCCCGAGCUCGCCGCUCGGCUGCCGUCCAUCAAGGAGCUGUUCAUUACCACGCCUUAUUGCGUCCACGGCCGCUUCGGCGAUGUGCAGCUGGACUUCAUCACGGCCGUCACGCACAACACACCAGGGCUCAAGAAGGUGGCGUUCAGCGAGCGGGUGACUGAGCAAUUGGCCAGCGAGAGGACACACCCGCUGCGUCACUCCCCUGCCUAUUUGGCGUCUGCUGCUGUGGAUGGGGCCCUGGCAUCGGCCGGGUCGCCAUUUGUGGUGGUCAAGACGGACGGUACCGAACUUUCUCUGGAGCGAUAGAUGGAGGCGGCUGGGAACGGCUGGGUGGGACAGAGGAGAUAGGAGGAUGGGGGGCUGUGCGGGCUGACUUAGUGAUAGCAUUUAUUGACCUUUAUCUAGUAGGUGGCGACUUCAUGUGCAUGUUCAACCGCUAUGACAGACACAGACACAGACAGACAGACAGACAGGCUGACUAGCGGUGCUUGACUUGAAAAACUGUCCCUCACAGGGCACACGUGCACUGCGGGCAGGGUUAUGAGCAGUGCACACACGUCACAUUCAGGGUUUGUCUGUCAUUCUGGCAGUCAGGCCUUCACCAACACAACACUCCUCUCUUCGCAGCCGAGGGCGGGCGGACGGACAGAGGCCACGUGCGCGUCUGGGCUCUCUCUUUCUGUGUGUGUGUGGAUGUGUGGCGACUCUUUGUGAAUGCAUC